AGCGUAUAAAAGCCAAUGGAUGGGACUGGUCCAGACAUCAGUUCAGUUCAAGCUUCUGUUGCAGUAUCUUUCAAGAUGAAAUUCCUAUCUCUUGCCUUUGUGUUCGGCCUCUUGGCUCUGGCUAAUGCUACCCCUCUAAAUCCGGGAAACGUCAUUAUUAAUGGCGAUUGCCGCGUUUGCAAUGUUCGUGGCGGAAAGUGAGGCUGGAAUAUAAUCGUAUACACACAAUUUCUUAUCGACUUUUUGCUCUGACGGUUACACAAUAAAAUUCCCACACUAAUCUCAAUGGAAAGUGAAUGAAACA
Molecule: messenger RNA, 304 nt
Organism: Drosophila subobscura
Lineage: Eukaryota; Metazoa; Arthropoda; Insecta; Diptera; Drosophilidae
Product: bomanin-3
Exons: 2
Coding region: 16-201 (61 amino acids)
Biological process (GO): defense response
Source: RefSeq, a predicted model, not a curated record